Molecule: messenger RNA, 2844 nt
Organism: Pundamilia nyererei
Lineage: Eukaryota; Metazoa; Chordata; Actinopteri; Cichliformes; Cichlidae
Gene: septin7b
Product: septin 7b
Exons: 15
Coding region: 197-1477 (426 amino acids)
Cellular component (GO): septin complex
Molecular function (GO): GTP binding
Source: RefSeq, a predicted model, not a curated record
AACGAAUUGUCAUCGCGAGACUGCAGUGGUCCUCCCCUUUGUGAUUCACGUACACGUUUACGUCUCAUUUUUGGCAUAGUUUCGUGGAGUGUGGGAGGCGCUGCGUGCCUCUUUGUGCGUAACUCAAGCAAAAGCAGUGAGGGGAAUGUCGGCUUGUGAAUGAUCGGUGUUUGAGACGGCAGGGAGCGUCAACGUUAUGGCUCAACAGAAGAACCUAGAAGGAUAUGUUGGCUUUGCAAGCCUCCCGAAUCAAGUCUAUAGGAAGUCGGUGAAGAGGGGCUUUGAGUUCACCCUUAUGGUCGUGGGUGAGUCUGGACUGGGCAAGUCCACAUUGAUCAACUCUCUGUUCCUAACAGACCUGUAUUCAGCAGAGUAUCCUGGACCAUCACACAGAAUCAAAAAGACUGUGCAGGUGGAGCAGUCGAAAGUUUUAAUAAAGGAAGGCGGUGUCCAGCUGCUGCUUACAAUAGUUGACACCCCAGGGUUUGGAGAUGCUGUCGAUAAUAGUAAUUGCUGGCAGCCAGUCAUCGACCACAUUGACAGCAAAUUCGAGGAUUACCUCAACUCAGAAUCUCGAGUGAAUAGAAGGCAGAUGCCCGACAGCCGAAUCCACUGCUGCCUUUACUUCAUUGCCCCUUCAGGACAUGGACUGAAGCCCCUCGACAUCGAGUUUAUGAAACGGUUGCAUGAGAAAGUGAAUGUGAUCCCCCUCAUCGCUAAAGCAGACACUCUCACCCCUGAGGAAUGCCAGCAGUUUAAGAAGCAGAUCAUGAGGGAAAUCCAGGAACAUAAAAUAAAGAUUUAUGAGUUUCCUGAGACGGAUGACGAGGAGGAGAACAGAUUGGUCAAAAAAAUAAAAGACAAGUUGCCACUAGCUGUGGUAGGCAGCAACACCAUCAUCGAAGUGAACGGCAAGAGAGUUAGAGGGAGACAGUACCCCUGGGGGGUUGCAGAAGUUGAAAACAGUGACCACUGCGACUUCACCAUCCUCAGGGAUAUGCUCAUCAGAACUCACAUGCAGGACCUGAAAGACGUGACAAACAAUGUCCAUUAUGAAAACUAUCGCAGCAGGAAGCUGGCCGCUGUCACCUACAAUGGAGUGGACAACAACAAGGCUAAAGGACAGCUGUCCACCAAACUUGAAACAGUUGAUGGAAUGAGUCCUCUGGCCCAGAUGGAGGAAGAGAGACGAGAGCAUGUGACUAAGAUGAAGAAGAUGGAGAUGGAGAUGGAGCAGGUUUUCGAGAUGAAAGUCAAGGAAAAAGUGCAGAAGCUCAAAGACUCUGAAGCAGAGCUUCAACGGCGUCAUGAACAAAUGAAAAAAAACCUGGAUGCUCAGCACAAGGAGUUGGAAGACAAGAGACGCGUGUUCGAGGAAGAAAGGGCAAACUGGGAGACCCACCAGCGCCUGCAACAGCAGCAGAUGGAGGCCACCAGGACCCUGGAGAAAAACAAAAAGAAAGGCAAGAUCUUUUAAGGACAGUCGGCAGGACCACCGCCACUCGAGAAAUUUAUGUUUGCCAAUGUUGCCAGUCAGGACACCAGUGUGUGGCUCUGAUGUUACCCCACCUCCUCCCAAUCUUCCUCUAUCCUCCCCUCUUCUCCCCGCUCUCCUCCCCCUCUUCUUCUGUCCCUGCUCUGUCUGCCAGCACAGCUGUGCUCCUGCUCCCAGCUGCUAGAGGGCGCACUGGGGGCAUUUGUGGGUGUGUGAGGGGGCCUGGGGGGGGUCUGCAUGUAAGGCCAGAACAGCCUCUGCAGAGCCCCCUGGCUGCCUAAGAACAGCCAUUAUCUUCUUCAUCAUCCUCAAGGAAUGUUUACUUUCCAUAUUAUUUUAAUUAUUAUUAUUAUUAUUGUUGAUGUUAUUAUUGUUAUACUAAAUACUGUUCUCCACCCCCAAAUCGGCUGCUUUCUUUCUUCCCAAGGUUGCUUUUAAAUGACUGGUGUGUGUAGAUUUAUCAUUUACCGGGGGCCGCGCCAAUGUUUAUCUUUUGCUUUAAUUUUGUGCUGAAUAAAUCGUUAGAGAAUGAUAAUGAAAUGCUGAAUAUGGAAUAUAUACCAAUAAUCUUUAUAAAUGGCGGCCAAAUUUCCCCAACCUUUAAACAUCUGUGUUGGCCCGCAGUUUCACAAUCGGUUCAUCCCUACAAAUACCCACAAGUACAAUCAGUUUCUGUUGAAAUGCUUGUUUACAGGAAAAGUUAAAGUAUAUGAACAUUUAACCUGACCUUCAAAUGUGUAUCAAAGUAAGAAAAGGACAAGGCAUUAACGAAUCCUUUGUUUUGUUUUGGUUUUGGGUGUACCUGUUAAACCUGUAACCCUCGUCCCAUCAGCGCAGCAGGCUAGAACGAAACACUGUCGGUAGAAAACGCGAGAAAAUGCACCUUGGGCCUUUUUAUAGAUAACAAAAAAUGGCUAAAGCUUCUUUUUUUUUUUCCUGAAAUAUAACGCUUUCUUUUUCUUGUGUGUUUAGCUAUGUUCACUAGCCUCGGACCACCAUUUAUAUUGUCAUAAGUGUUACAUUUCACUUUAGUUUAUUUUUAUAUAUACCGAGCCAGCUGAAGUAAUAACUUCUUUUGUAUGUUUAGAAAAAUCCUCAGAGACUUGACAGCUGCGUGUCCACUGUUAAAGAAAAACACUUCCAAAUAUUAACAGUGAUUCUGGACACAUUGAAAAAAAUAAAAUAAAAACAGCCCACAUGUUAUUUCAGUUACUCUGCGGAAACCAUCAGUGGGAAAUGAAGAGUCAACACCACAUUUUGCUUUGGCUAUGUACUCCAUCUCUGUAUUUUUAAUUUUAUUUUUCAUUUGUAAUGUACAAAGUCACUUAAUAAACCUGUGAUAUUGAAGA